AUGACAGUCUCCGAAUCAGAGCCCCUGAUUAGGCACCACAAGCUGCUGCAGUCCUACUACGCCUCAUUGGAAUCAAGGAUUGGCUACCGUUUUAUCUUAGGCGGAACUCGACAUUUUGGGUACUAUGAUACUGAUACCUGGUGGCCUUUCCCUAUUGGAAGUGCUCUCCGGAAGAUGGAAGACCGCCUUUUUGAAACGCUGAACCUGCCACCGGGUUCCACUGUCCUCGAUGCUGGCUGCGGCUAUGGCCACGUUGCAAUCCGAAUGGCCCAAGGAGGCCUCAAAAUUAGGGCUAUUGACGUUAUAGAUCGACAUAUCGCCCAUGCUCGAAGUAACGCCGCUGCGGCGGGGCUUGAAAAAGCCAUUACUGUUCAAAAAGCGGAUUUUCAUCACCUCGAUGAUUUUCGGUCCGAGUCUUUGGAUGGCGUGUACGCAAUGGAAACUACAGUACAUGCGACAGACGCGAGAAAAGUGCUGAACGAGUAUUUUCGAGUACUAAAACCCGGCGGCUCUAUUGCCCUAUUCGAAUAUGAGCAUUCCGUCCCUCCAAACGCACCAGAGGAGAUGGUCAAGAUGUUCGGACAAGUCAACAAGUAUGCCGCAAUGCCCGCAAACAUCGAAUUCGAGGAAGGAACUUUCCCGGCACUCCUUGAAGAGAUUGGUUUCCAAGACAUCGAGGUAUCCGACUUGUCAGAAAAUGUGAAGCCGAUGUUGCGCCUCUUCUUCGUCCUUGCGUACAUCCCGUAUCUGAUAAUCAGAUGUUUCGGACUUGAGGCACGUUUCAUCAACUGUGUUGCUGCAAUCGUUGCCUAUCGGUAUUUCAGUUUUCAUCGAUACGCCGCGGUUCGUGCUUCCAAGCCCACUUCCGGAAACACGCGCCCUGUUGAGCCCAAGAAGGUUCAAUAG
Molecule: messenger RNA, 906 nt
Organism: Penicillium lagena
Lineage: Eukaryota; Fungi; Ascomycota; Eurotiomycetes; Eurotiales; Aspergillaceae
Product: class I SAM-dependent methyltransferase
Exons: 1
Coding region: 1-906 (301 amino acids)
Biological process (GO): ergosterol biosynthetic process
Cellular component (GO): endoplasmic reticulum
Molecular function (GO): sterol 24-C-methyltransferase activity
Source: RefSeq, a predicted model, not a curated record